GCUCUUCUUCCACCACUCCUCCAUCUCAUUCUCCUACUCCAUACAUAGCUCUCCUCCACUAUGGCAGCACUGUGGCUCCAGUCUGUCUCUCUGCUGGUCUUACUGAUCGUGUCGUGGCCGGGCUCCCAGGCCCUCAGCCCCCCGCACCACUGGUGCGGCUCUCACCUGGUCGAGGCCCUCUACAGAGUCUGUGGGGACAGUGGCUUCUACAACACUAAGAGAGACAUUGACCCUCUGCUGAGUUUCCUGUUCCCAGAGGUGGGCAGAACUACAGCAGCGGGUGGAGAGAACGAGGUGGCUGAAUUCACCUUCAAGGACCAGAUGGUGACAAUGGUGAAGCGAGGCAUUGUGGAGGAGUGCUGUCUGAAUCCAUGCACCACGUCAGUCCUGAAGAACUACUGCAACUGA
This is a messenger RNA of Monopterus albus (swamp eel), 408 nucleotides long. Its product is annotated as insulin-like. Gene Ontology annotation, cellular component: extracellular region. Bases 61 to 408 code for a protein of 115 amino acids. The transcript has 3 exons. The record is from RefSeq and is a predicted model, not a curated record. Gene Ontology annotation, molecular function: hormone activity. NCBI's taxonomy places the organism in Eukaryota, Metazoa, Chordata, Actinopteri, Synbranchiformes, Synbranchidae.